Molecule: messenger RNA, 1479 nt
Organism: Frankliniella occidentalis (western flower thrips)
Lineage: Eukaryota; Metazoa; Arthropoda; Insecta; Thysanoptera; Thripidae
Exons: 2
Coding region: 197-982 (261 amino acids)
Source: RefSeq, a predicted model, not a curated record
GGUUCGCCUGAAAUAAUAAAAAUAUUAGUAAUGUUAAACAUAGUUAUAUUAAUAAUAAUAAAAAUUACCUAUUUCUUGAUUAAUAGCAGGAACAUUUCCAAAGCGUCAUAAACAGUGGGAAGAAUACUUGAAAAAUGACGGAAACAAGGCAGAACUUUUUGUUUUUUUAGCUGAAAUUGCUUUAACAACUAAUACAAUGCAAGUUGUAACAAAUGUAAAAGAUAUUAUCAGAUCUAAUCUAUCUCAGAACUCCGCCCUGAACGGAAUAAGUUGUGCCGGAAUGGAAGAGGCAGAUGGGCGCCUUUUCCUUCAUGUCCAAGAUAUGGUUCAGCACGGUGCUAAAUGUGUACUCAUUAGGUGUUCUGACACUGACAUUGUGGUGAUUGCAAUAUCAUAUUAUCACCAUUUGCACAAAUUAGGGCUUAAGGAGCUGUGGGUGCAAUAUAGCGUGGGUACGAGUAAGCGCUUCAUUUCUGCGCACUCCAUUGCCCAAAAGCUGGGUGACGAUAGGGCAUGUGCACUUCGUGGCUUCCACGCGUUUACAGGCUGCGACAGCGUCUCUUUCUUUAAUGGAAAGGGCAAGGCAUCGGCGUGGACCGCAUGGGACCCGACAGAUGAACAAAUGACCAGGGCCUUCAAGAUUUUAGGAAUGCCCAGCAAAGACCCACCUGACCACAUCCUUCCCGUUUUAGAACGAUUUGUUGUCGCUUUGUACAAAGCAGAACCCUGUCAAAGUGUCGGCGAGGCACGUCAGCAGCUUUUUACCGCAGAAGGAAAGCCACUUCUGUUUAUUCCUUGUACCUUUGGUGCACUGAAGCAACAUACCCGGCGGGCUUCUUACCAGGGGGGGCAAAUCUGGGGAAGUUGGAAUGUUGGGAUGAUGUUCCGUCGCCGGCUGGUUGGGGGUGGAAGAUGGAGAAUGGCCAGUGGGUCCCUCAUUGGACAGCAGAGCCCAACAUCUGGCAAGCAUGCAGGGACCUGAGUGUGUGCGGGUGCACAACUCGUUGUUGCACAAAACGGUGCUCCUGUAGAAAAGCUGGGCUACUUUGCACUCCUGCCUGCAAAAAGUGCAAGGGAAGCUGUGACAACAAGGAGUAAGUCAUACAGUUAUCCACGUAAACAAAGUAUUAACAACCGACGGUAACCGAUAAUACUUACAUUUUUAUCCUUUCCUAGGAAGGAGAGUGAGAGAAAUGCUCCCGAACCCGACGAGGACGUGGAUGGGGACUUGCUCUCUUCUUAAUUGUGUCCACUUCAAGUUUUGCAUCUAAAUUGUUUUAUAGUGUUUUACUUUGUUUUACGUACUGACAUUGCUACCUAUUUACAAUUUUAUAAUUGUAUUGUGUUCUGGUAGAUUUUUUUUUAAAAAAAAAAAUACUUUUGCUCAUUGUGUUAUAAGUUUACCUUCAAUAACUCCAAAAACAUUUACUCAAAUAUUACUCUUAAAAGUAAUAUGACGAUUUCAACGGGUAGUGUCCA